This is a messenger RNA of Encephalitozoon hellem ATCC 50504, 615 nucleotides long. RefSeq lists its product as uncharacterized. Bases 1 to 615 code for a protein of 204 amino acids. Lineage: Eukaryota; Fungi; Microsporidia; Unikaryonidae. The record is from RefSeq and is a predicted model, not a curated record. The transcript has a single exon.
AUGGACUUUCUGUCUGACGAUGGUGAGGGUGUAUUUGACGAGAGAGUCAGGAUUCGUAAGAGAAAUGUGCUUUCGAACAUCACAAAUAGGCUGGACGGAGUGAAGGAUGGAGGUAAAGAUGGGGAUAGAAAGGGUGCAAGUGCUGGCAAAGGAAAUGAUGUCUCAGAGCAGGAAUUGCUGAAUGGAAUUGGAUCCAGGGAUGUAGGUAGGGGAAAGGUUGUUUUCAAGGAUUUUAUUUUGGACGAUAGCCAAGAGCCGGCUGCUGGUGAAGACAGGGCGAAGAACAGGGGAGACGACGUACUGUUUAGGAUCCAGAAGGAAUUUGAGGAGCUGAAAGAGAUGCAUGGAAAAACAUUGAGGGCUCGAAGAAAGCUAAUAAAGGCAAUGGAAAAGGAGAUGUCUGAGAUAAGGCGAGAGAUGGAAGCCAAGCAAAAGGUAGAAAUAGAGAAUCUUAAAAAGCGGUAUGAUGAGAAGCUUCAGGAAAAACAAGAGGCGUAUAGAAGGAUUUGCAAGGAAAAGAUCCUUGAGUACAAGAGAAGGCUUGACGAGGCCUAUAGAGCAAAGGCUUUGGAACUCAAAGAAAGAUAUGGGGCACCAAGAAAAAAAAAGAGCUAA